CACGCAUACAUUAAACACAAGUUGAUUGAAUUAGUUUCUAUUAAAUGAUUGAUCUGGAUUCAUCAGCUCUUAAAUCUGUUAAACAUAUUCUUCUUGUCUUAUCAGGCAAAGGAGGAGUUGGUAAAUCCUCUGUUUCAGUUCAGCUUUCUCUUUCUUUACUUCUGAUGGGAUUUCGUGUUGGAUUACUUGAUAUUGACCUUACUGGACCUUCAAUUCCAUAUUUAUUAGGCCUUGAAGGAUGUCAUAUAUAUCAAUCAUCUUCAGGAUGGGUUCCGGUUCAUCUUUUUGUGAAUAACCCAUCAGCAGAGAUGAAAGUUGUAUCUAUCGGGUUUCUUUUGCCAAAUCGCGGGGAUGCGGUUAUUUGGCGUGGAUCUAAGAAAACAUCUAUGAUUCAACAGCUUUUAAGCCGUGUUGAAUGGGGUAUACUUGAUUUUUUGGUAAUAGAUUCACCUCCAGGAACAGGAGAUGAACAAAUAGCAGUAGCGGAGACAUUACAUGCUAUGAGUUGUAUAGAAAAGAGUCAUGCUAUAAUUGUAACAACACCACAAGAAGUAUCAUUAGCAGAUGUGCGUAAAGGUAUUAAUUUUUGCCGGAAAGCAGGGUUAAAUAUUUUUGGAAUUAUUGAAAAUAUGAGUACUUAUAGAUGUCCUCAUUGUUUUACAUCUACGGAUAUAUUUUCUAGUGGUGGAGGAGAAGAACUUUCUAAAUCAUAUGAAAUACCACUUCUUGGGAAAAUACCAUUAGAUUCUACAUUAUCUGAGCUUAUUAAGUGUCAGCCUGUAUCUGACGUAAAUACAAAUGAAAAUAUUUCUUCCUCAAAAUUACUAGAUGAGUCAAACUGGGAUUUGCCUGAAAGAUAUAAGAAAUGCACUUUAUAUCCAUUAUUUAAAGAAAUUGUUAAUAAAAUUUUGUAAAAUAACUUGUUAAAUUUACAAAAUUUAUUAUGCAUUAAAAU
Pneumocystis carinii B80 is the source of this 955-nucleotide messenger RNA. RefSeq lists its product as hypothetical. The transcript is spliced from 3 exons. Gene Ontology annotation, biological process: iron-sulfur cluster assembly. Lineage: Eukaryota; Fungi; Ascomycota; Pneumocystomycetes; Pneumocystales; Pneumocystaceae. The coding region runs from base 45 to 914 and encodes 289 amino acids. Gene Ontology annotation, cellular component: cytosol. Gene Ontology annotation, molecular function: iron-sulfur cluster binding; ATP binding; ATP-dependent FeS chaperone activity. The record is from RefSeq and is a predicted model, not a curated record.